Molecule: messenger RNA, 1113 nt
Organism: Aegilops tauschii subsp. strangulata
Lineage: Eukaryota; Viridiplantae; Streptophyta; Magnoliopsida; Poales; Poaceae
Source: RefSeq, a predicted model, not a curated record
AUGGGGCUUCUCGAAGAAGCGGAGGUGGACAUCGGGGCUUCUUCUCUUGAACCCUUUGGGUUUGGUGAUGACUUGGAGGAAGAGGGUGAUGAGGAGGAGGAAGGGGAAGAUGAGGAGGAGGUGACCGAGAUAGAGGAGGAGGCGUUCACCGCCGUUGCAAAACCCACCGUGCGCUCGACAAACUAUAGCGAGGACGAAGAUAUUCUCUUGGUUCGUGCUUGGGCACAUGUGGGUUUGGAUGCAAGCACCGGUACCGAUCAAACUGGUAAACGCUAUUGGCAACGCAUAGAGGACUUCUAUUGCAAGAUCAAGCCGAAGACCAGUGGGUACAUCCCUCGUAGUUACCGGUCGCUUCAAGGCCGGUGGGAGUUGAUGAAGCCCCAUUGUGCUCGCUGGAGUGCGGCGAUGGACCAAGUGAAGGAUGCACCGCCUAGUGGAACCGUGGAGAGUGACUAUGAGGCAAUUGCUGACUUGAGGUACAAGGAGAUGGCCGCUUCGAAGGGCAAAGCAUUCCCAUUUAAACAUGUAUGGAAAAUUCAUCAAACUUAUGACAAGUGGAAGUUGAGGGAUCAAGAGACCGCACCCAAGAAGUCAGCAAUUCUUAGGAUGGAUGAUAGUGAAGAGGAGGGAAGGAACGAGCACAAGCCCGCUGGAAACAAGAAGGAUAAGCUAAGGAAGAAGAUGGAAGGAGAGGCGUCAAGCAUAAGGGAGAAGAUAGAACAUGUGAUGAAGUCAAGGGAGGCAUUGACAACGAAGACAUUGGAGACAAAGCUUCUUAUCAACGAGAAGAAGAAAAAGGUGAAGCUUGCACAAGUUGAAGCAAGGCGUGAAGAUGCCAAGCGCAAGGCCGACUUGGAGGAGAGGAUGAUCAAGGUCAAAGAAGCAAAGGCAUGGAAAGAACUCAUGAUGGAAGAGAAGGAGCACAUGAUGAUGUCCAAGAAGGACAUGGAUGAAGACCAAUUGAUGUGGUGGAAGGAGUACAAGCAGGACAUCGCGGAGAGGAAGAGGAUAUUCCGUGGUGCAUCCUCUACUCUUCGAGGUGACACUCCGAUGAGUGGUGGUGGCGAUGGCGGUGGGGAGAACUCCACCACCGGCGACAAUGGAGGUGCUUGA